Sporisorium graminicola is the source of this 291-nucleotide messenger RNA. RefSeq lists its product as uncharacterized. Lineage: Eukaryota; Fungi; Basidiomycota; Ustilaginomycetes; Ustilaginales; Ustilaginaceae. Gene Ontology annotation, biological process: mRNA splicing, via spliceosome. Gene Ontology annotation, cellular component: U6 snRNP; U4/U6 x U5 tri-snRNP complex; precatalytic spliceosome. The coding region runs from base 1 to 291 and encodes 96 amino acids. Gene Ontology annotation, molecular function: RNA binding. The transcript has a single exon. The record is from RefSeq and is a predicted model, not a curated record.
AUGUCUGCGCUGCAGCAGUACGCCAACCAGCGCGUGCUCGUGCUCACGCAAGACGGGCGCGUCCUCGUCGGCACGCUCCGCGGGUCGGACUCGGUAGGUAGCAUCAUCCUCGCCUCAUCCAUCGAGCGGAUAUUCAGCGCCGACGAGGGCGUGGAGGAGGUGCCGCUCGGGCUGUACGUGCUGCGCGGAGACAGCAUCUGCCUGGUAGGGCCCCUGGAUAGUGAAAAAGACAAGGCGGUGGAUUGGACAAAAGUCAUGGCCGAGCCGAUAGCGGAGACCAGGCAUGUUUGA